CCUGUCUGGAAGCAGUAGGGCGUGUUAUACACGGAUACAUCAGCCAAUCAUAGUGCAUCGGUGCGUGUCAUGGAGCCAGUAAUAUUGGAGCAGGGCGUGUCCUGGCGAGAAACUAUAUGGGAAUCCUAAUAACGCCGUAACUUCUAAUGCAAAUUUUUGUUAGCCAGUCAAUAGGAUUUUCAUUCUGUAUGAGCAUUAAGAUGAUGAUUUGCGUGAAUGAAGCUAAAAUGAAGUAUCUGUUGUAUAUAAAUAUACAAUGUGUGUAAUUAUUUUUGCUGUGGAAUUGUGGGAAGCUGAAAUCGAUAUCACGAUUACGUUUUGAUUAAUCUCCCAGCCCUAACGACCACCUUCAUAAUUUUGUAGAUGCUUCCAGGUAGUGUGAGACAACGACCAAUAGCAAGCUAGGAUGACAAACUCUACCAGGCAGCGGAUUGUCCCCACCCUGUUGGUUAAUGGUAAUGUAAUGCGACAUAUCCAGGAUGCCUGGAUGCCUGUCGCUUGCUAAUCGUCACUAAUCUAAUCCAUUGGAUUACAGAAUGAGAAUACAGUCAGCCGGUUUUUACGGGACGUCUGCCUACCUCCUACCUUUCAUCCAUUAGUUGAAUCUCCUCACAGUCUAUUGACUACUAGGUAUUUGUUUGUUUGGUUUUCUGCUCGCUCUCAUUGGGAAUCAAAGUUCUGUUGUUUUUUCCCGUGGGGCUUCCUUGGUCGCCAGUAAAUACUUGCUGAUCAGGCAGUUCCUCCAACAGAAGGUGUUCUUGCUGUCAUAAUCUCGUUCCUUCAGUGGGUUUAUGAUGGCUAUGGCACAGGGCAGCCUGUGACGAACAGUUGCUCACUCAUAGCAUUUUUAUUUUGGCACUCAUUUGGGGUUUCACCAUCCGCCAAAAUGCUGAACCAGAGUGCUGUGAUGAUCUUCACCGGGAUUUGUGGGGCGUUGGUGCUCAUGGCAAUGGCCUACUAUGUCUACUGGUCGGGCCCAUUAGGCCGGACAACCACCGACGAAGAAGGCAAUCCCACCCAGACCCGCAGCACCAACCCCGGCCCCCCACACCACCGCCAGCACCUACUACCCGCCCUUGAGCAUGGGAGGUGCACCCCCUCCCCCAAACCAGGCAGGGAAAAUAACCCCAUAGCAGGCCCCACAGCCCGCAGGGGACCGCCCGGCUCCCCCACGGGAAGAGGAACAGGCGACCGUGGCGGGACGCAAGGAACGGAGAGAAGAGGAGGAAGCAGGCCAGAGGAGCGACAAGGGGGCCCCACCGCCCCCACCAAUAGCCAGAGCGGGGCACCCAGGCGGGUGCCAGCCGGCACCGCCCCAGCACCCACGGAACAUGGGCGAGUCACCAUCACACCACCAUUACUUCCCAGGAGGUCACCCCAGUGGUUCCCCCCCACCCUCGAGAUCAUGAAGGAGUCAAAAAUAGUCCCGCCCCCGCAGACUCUGGAACAGCAAACACAGGGACAAGAGGAGGAGAUCCCCACAGCAUGCAUGUGUCUUUUCACCAUGCAAACCGAUCUAAAAUGUGUGAAAAUAAAUAGAAUAAUAAUAAAACAACAACAACCUCGACAACAAAGAAAAUAAAAUUCCAUUGUUUACUUUCACACUUAUGAAAAUAGUCUUGCUAAUGGCAGAUGGCACCCUCCUCAGGCAAAGGAAUCAAGACUCUAGAAUUAGCAUGUUGAGGUAAGGUGACCAGCUAUCUACGUAUAUGUGUAAUGGAUUUUUUUCGUUCUGCUGAUAUUUUUUCUCACGCAAUAUAUUCUAUGAUGAGAUUUAGCCACUGAUUGAUGUUAAUAGCUUGUUUGUUUUUCCAGUUUAAUAGAAAUGUUUUCUUAGCGGUAGCUAACGCGACAAGUAAUGGUUGUGAAUAUUUAUUAGGGAGGUCAAUUAUGCUUAAGUCGGCCAAGUUUGCACAAUCUUGGGGAAAGUGGAAUCCUGCAGUCUAAAAUAUACGAGUGUUUUUGUAUAACCAAAGACCAAAAGCAUUGAAUUGAUGUAUAUUCGCAUAUAGCAUGAAAAUAGGUGUCUGGGGUAUUUUUGGUGCAUUGCACGCAUAUAUUAGAUGGAGAGAAGCCCAUUUUAUGCAUAGUGUAAUGAGUAAAGUGUGUUCUAUGAAGCACUUUAUAUUGUAUAAGCUGUAGAUUUGUGUUUUAUUGUCAUUCUAAACGUAUUGUUACAAAUCUGGAUCCAGUAGCUACGGUCAGCAGACAUGGAGAGGUUUCUAGUCUGUUUUUAUGUUAAAGGUCUAAAGGUAUGGAGUCCUUGCAAUGGACAGUUUAUAAUGGACACCCCCCUGCUCUUGCAGACCUACUUUUCCAAACAUUUUGAAAAGUAGAUUCCUAGUAAGUUGACAUUUCCAAACCCUGCCAAUUACACAACAGACACCACUAGUGACUUAAGUCCUCCCUUUUCGCACAAAGGUCAUUACGCCAACAGAGAUCGGAUGUUUGGACUUGAUGACAUCAAUUGACUUGCGACACAGCUAGUCAUGUGUGACAGUAUUUUAUCAUUCUAACUCCUGGAUACAUUCUGUCUAUUGGCCAUGGAGACUGAGCUGAGGACUGUAGUAUUGGCCGAAGGACCGUGCAAACGAGGCUUAUAAAAAGGAUACCAUAGUGGUUGGUCAUCGUGUGUAGAGUGGAGCCUCAUCAGCUCCCUUGGCUUCUCAAGCAUGGCUCUCCUGGCCUACAUCAAGAGCCUGUUCAUACUUCAAUUGUUGAUGGGCUUUGUAUUUGUUGUGAGCGGCCUCAUCAUAAACUUCAUCCAGCUGUGCACGUGCGUCAUCUGGCCAUUCAACAAGCAGCUCUAUCGCAGAAUCAACUGCCGCCUCGCGUACUCUCUCUGGAGCCAGCUGGUGAUGCUGCUGGAGUGGUGGUCCGGCACAGAAUGCACCUUGUACACGGAUCAGGCUACGGUGGACAAAUUUGGCAAAGAACAUGUCAUCAUCAUUCUCAACCACAACUAUGAGAUUGACUUCCUGUGUGGCUGGACCAUGUGUGAAAGAUACGGUGUCCUGGGGAGUUCAAAAGUCCUAGCCAAACAUGAGCUGCUGAAGGUUCCACUAAUUGGCUGGACCUGGUACUUCUUAGAAAUAGUUUUUUGCAAGAGAAAGUGGGAGGAGGACCGCAAAACUGUCUUCAGUGGACUUGACAGGCUUAAAGACUAUCCUGAACAUAUGUGGUUCCUGCUUUAUUGUGAAGGUACCCGCUUUACAGAGAAGAAGCACCAGAUAAGCAUGCAGGUUGCAGAGAGUAAAGGCCUGCCCAAGCUCAAAUAUCACCUUUUGCCACGUACUAAGGGGUUCACCACCACGCUGAAGUGUCUCAAGGGCACAGUGACCGCCGUUUAUGAUGUGACACUCAACUUCAAAGAUAAGCAGACGCCGACUCUCCUGGGCAUCGUCAAUGGCAAGAAAUACAAAGCUGACAUGAGCAUAAGACGCUUCCCAGUGGAAGAGAUCCCAGAUGAUGAGGCCAAGUGUGCCAACUGGCUGCAUAAGCUCUACCAGGAGAAGGAUGCCUUACAGGAGACAUACAGCAAUCAAGGCAAAUUCCCAGGGCCCACAAUCAUCCCUCCUCGUCGACCGUGGACGCUUCUCAACUUCCUAUUCUGGGCCACGCUGCUGCUCUCACCACUUAUCAAUUUUGCGUACGGAGUGGCGGUCAGCGGCUCUCCACUUCUCAUCAUUGGCUUCAUCAUCUUCCUCAUUAUAGCCUCCAUUGCAAUUCGCCGCCUGAUCGGGGUCACCGAGGUCAAAAAGACGGGCUCCAGUUACGGCGACCAGGAGACCAAGAAACAAAACUAAAGGCGCGUCACUUCGGCCCGACUCCGCUAUCCCUUCCACUGUCCAAUCGGUCGCUAGGUCGGUGAGGAGACCCGGCUGUGAAACCAUAAUAGAGAGCAGUCUUAGACAUACUAAUGAGUAAGAGCACUGGAGGUCCACAAGACAUGAGGAGGGGGGGGGGGGGGGUGCGGUACUGCAUCUCAAGCCACCUAGUGACCCACUUUCCACAGUCAAACCCCGUUAAUCCCGGCGAUCUUAAACCUCUCACCUCCUAACCUACUUGCGGUCACAUGGAAGACCGCGAACUUAGCCCGCGUCCUGCUUUGGACUACCUCCGCCCCAACUCCACUUCCUGUCUGUCGGCAAUUAGGGAGUGGCAGCGUAGUCUUGGUCAGAAAAGGGCCCCCCUCCCCACAUUUCACGCACCUAUUUUCCUUCUUUAAAGCACCACUUCAACCACGGAAACCGUUCACCUUCAGCCAUUGAGUCAUGCACAUAGAUACAGAAAUGUAUGAACCGCCCCCAACCCGCACCUUAGUUUCUGGAGGCUUCCCCCAAGAAGUGCACUGCGUCAUGUUGAGUUCAGAGGGACUCAAAUCAAAUAGAGUGUAGCGCUCGUUAACACUCCAAUGUCACUUAGUCUCUUUUUAAUGACUCUUGUGAUCAUGGCGACCUGACCCCCUUAACAUCUUUUUGGGGGGUCCACGAUAAGGGUUGUGCAUGUGCGAGCUAUCAUGAAUACCUGACAUACAGCUCUGGAUAAAAUAAAGAGACACACACACACUUUUUGAGGGUAUUUUGACCAUUUUCUCUUCAUGACAAGUUUGUAUUUGGAGUUUGUUUGCUAUGUCUGUAGUUUAGAGAAUAAAACAUAAAUGUUCAGUCUACUCAAACAUAUACAGUGGUGCCUUGAAAUAUGAGUGAACCACCCUAGACGUUUUUUGAGAUAUGAGCUGCCAUUGGCCUCCCCCCAUUGACUUGCGACAAAAAUUUUAGAUACGAGCGCUGUAUGAUGGCAUUGAACUCAACUCAUUUCACAACAAGCAGCAGUUUGGCAGCUAGAAACAAAUCUUCAAAAAAGAGACUUCAAGCUGUUUAAUGUCACUCAGUUGAGGUUUAAUGUCAAACGAAACCUAAAACAGAAUUGCACAUUUAAAACAACCACAUAGCUUUGUCUUUGUCAAGUUUAUUUAGUUUAAUGCUAAUAAUGCAAAAACCCAUAGAAAGGCUAACGAAUCUCAUCAGUGUUAUGACCCUUUACGUAACAAGAUAUUUGAACACAACAUAGUUGAGCAUCACAUAUCGACACAAUAUAACAAUCCUUACAGGCAUAUAUUCUUAUGCUUUUGCAAAGAAACUGAGUCAGUUGUGAAACUCUUCUUCAUGUUUGUCUUUGUAUGAUACUGCCCCCAGGUAUCCAAGGUGUGCAGAGCAGAAGGAGCAGCACAGUGUCAUUUGAAUUCAAGCAAAAAUCUGACAAAAACAGUUUAAUUUUGUACAUUCUAUUUAUUUGUCAUAACUGUAUGUUUUUAUACAUUACAACAACAACAAAAAGCAACCCAAAAAUUUGUUGGGGUUUUAGGAGCUUAGAUACAAGCAUUUUGAGUUUCGGAAUGAAACUCGUAUGUUAAGGCACCACUGUACCCACAGAUAACAAAAUCGUAGAAACUGAUAAUUUUGCAGUGAUCUCUUAAUUUUUCCCAGAGCUGUACUUCCUGCCCCCCGCCCCCACCAACAUCAUAUUAUUAUUUUUGAAUAUAGACAACUCCCCUUGCCCCUCAAACACUGCAGCUUGUCAGAUGGCAGCCACAACAGGUGAAGUCAUGGGGGUGUUGUGCUGCCAGAUUCCAGACAAAAAGUCACCAGCUGUUGCCUCGAAGCCUCACCCACGCAGCUGUUGACAUAAUAUUUGGUGGCCACAUAUAGACUGUAGUAGUGAUAAGUUAACCUUUGCCUUAAAUCAAGCUUGCUCAGGCAAGGUGCCGGUGUCCUCCCUCCACCACUUCCGACCAUGACAAAAAAUGACUCACUGAACAUUGCAACAUGUCCUGCUAACCUGUCGUGAGUAACACGAAGCUGCUUAGACGUGGCAAACCAGGGAAAUUAAGUACAGUAACCACAUUUCACCGUUUGUUGUUCUUUUCCGAGUGAAAUCCCAGCUGCUGCUGUACAUAGUGUGCUAACUUUUCCCCAAGCACGUUACAUAUUCCGCUCACUUUCACGUCCCCCAUGUAGCGUCCAUCCAAACCUUUCUUUUGUUUCGUCCACCCUGCGUACUUCCUCUUGCGACAGAAUUAUCUCCACCUGUACAGAUUUCUUGCCAGCCUUAUAACUAGACACUGCUGUAUCUGAUUUAUUUCUGUUGAAUGACAAGUUGACUGAGCUCCUGGUUGCACUCACUGGCAUACUUGUGAAAGCUGGUAUACUUGUGAAAACUGGUAGACUUGUGAAAGCUGGUGUACGUUUGCAUCCACUGGUAUAUUUGUUAAAACUGAUAUACCUCCAAUCACUGGCAUACUUGUGAAAACUGGUAUACUCACACUCACUAGUAUCCUGUGGAAACUUGGUAUAUUCACACUUACUGGUAUACUUGUGAAAACAAGCUUACUUGUCCUGGCUGGUUUUCGUGUGAAAACCGGUGAGUGCACUCAUGCAAACUGAUAUGCUCGUACUCACUGGUAUAUUUGUGACAGCUAGUAUACUUGCGCUCACUGGCUUGUGAAAACUGGUAUAUCCGCACUCACUGGUAUACUUGUGAAAACGAGUAUACUUUUGAAAGACGGUAUACUUGCACUCACUGGUAUACUUGUACUCGCCUGUAUAGAGUAUUUGUGAAAACUGGUAUACUUAUGAAAAGCUUUAGUUGCUCAUCUGGUCACCUUUUGCUUGAAUCGAGCAGACUGGCCACAGUUUAUGGUGCAAUUCUAUCACAAGAGAAGGGAUGCAGGUAUUUGACACUGGAAUUUUUUAGUCAGUCAAUGAAAAUGACUUGGUUUUAUUUUCUUCUGAAAACACUGACAUAUUAAAAAGAAAAAUGAAAAUCACUCAUCCUCACGCGUUGUCAUCCGCUUCUUGGUUUGUUUGUUUGUUUGUUUGUUUCCGAGGCUGUUUUUGGUUUUGUUUUGUUUUUUUUGGUCCGUCACCAACACCUCCUCACCUGUUAUUAAAGACUUUAAUCACCAAGCCCCUCUUUGUGCAUUUCUUUGGAGUUUGUGUUUCUCUCAGAAAUGCGGCCCAGCUCCUCCUCAUCUCUUCCUUCGGCAUCCACACAUCUGACCAUUCCUCCUUUAUUGGAUCAAUAGUGUGACACAAUGGCAAGCCUGUACAUAAAAGAAAUGAAUGGUUUUUUUUUAAUUAUUAUUUUAUUUACUUGUGCCCUACUGCUCUUUUGGUAAAAUGCCACAUAAAGCUGUUUCCCCCAUCUUUGGACGUCAUGUGUAUACUGUAAAUGUGUUUAUACUGUAAAUCAUAGUUUUAGAAAUUUUCUCUCCAGUCGUUGAUGUGGCAAAGGUAGACAAGAAAUGAUGUGAAAUUGAGCUGGUCUCCAGGGUUGCACAUAGGGAAUAUUUUACCAGGUUACAAUGUGUGCGUAUUUGUGCGCGUGUUGUAGCUGAAGCUCAUCAUUAGAAACACGUUGUGCAAGAUUCCAAAUUUGUAGCGGCGCCUCGGUUUCUUACUGUAGUUAAUCUUGCAUGCGGUCACUGAAUCACUGUUACUCUGACUCAGGGACUUUUACAGGCCACGCAGCAGCUCUGCCAUUAACUCUGAAUCUGAAAUAAAUUAAGAGAGGAAAAAAAA
Phycodurus eques (leafy seadragon) is the source of this 7583-nucleotide messenger RNA. It is a transcript of the gene agpat3, whose product is annotated as 1-acylglycerol-3-phosphate O-acyltransferase 3. Gene Ontology annotation, molecular function: 1-acylglycerol-3-phosphate O-acyltransferase activity. The record is from RefSeq and is a predicted model, not a curated record. The coding region runs from base 2673 to 3806 and encodes 377 amino acids. Gene Ontology annotation, cellular component: endomembrane system; endoplasmic reticulum. The transcript is spliced from 11 exons. Lineage: Eukaryota; Metazoa; Chordata; Actinopteri; Syngnathiformes; Syngnathidae.